This is a messenger RNA of Penicillium taxi, 2067 nucleotides long. RefSeq lists its product as uncharacterized. Gene Ontology annotation, cellular component: nucleus. The record is from RefSeq and is a predicted model, not a curated record. Bases 1 to 2067 code for a protein of 688 amino acids. The transcript has 4 exons. Gene Ontology annotation, molecular function: RNA polymerase II cis-regulatory region sequence-specific DNA binding; DNA-binding transcription activator activity, RNA polymerase II-specific. Gene Ontology annotation, biological process: regulation of transcription by RNA polymerase II. Lineage: Eukaryota; Fungi; Ascomycota; Eurotiomycetes; Eurotiales; Aspergillaceae.
AUGUUUGGCAAUAGACCAAAUGCGAAGAAGCCCGACGAGGGCCUCAUCCAAAAAUUCCAAGAGACCUUUUCAGAUGUUGUCCGACCUAUUACGAGAUUUGAUCCUCCAACGAGUCCUGCAAAAAAUGCCUUACAUCCAAGCUUUGCUUCAGUCGUGCAAGCCACCCCAGGCCUUCGCUUCACGCCAUUUUUGGAUGACUACUCGCUCGAUAUGCCAAAUACUGCUCGAGCUCUCCAUGACCUCGAUUCAUGUGGCUUCAAUACGGUGUUCCAUGGCCCGGCUGGUGAUUUACACACGCCCAAUUUAGGGUCGAGUCUGAUAACUCCUAAAACACUUCUUGAACAAUUUGCGGUCACACCUUUGCAUAUAAACAAGACUCCCCUUUCUUCUAGCUUGGAUCCGCGAUACAUGAAUGCGCGCCAGCCCCAAGGUAUUAUUUGGAAUGAUCAAGUUAAUGCGUACCCAUCCAGUUUAUGUACGCACUCCCAAUUUGCGGAGGGUAUAGUCGAAGGAUCUAGCGAACAGCUGCCUCAAGAUGAUUUUGUAAAUCCAGAACAAUUGCUCGCUGAGCUCGUCUCACCUAAAGAAAGUCAUCCGGGGAUUGAACAAUUACCACAUACUUCCACUGAGUUUAGAUAUCAGGUGACUCUCAAUACACCCACCGCGAUGAUCCAAGAUCUGAAAGAUGUGCCAGUGACCUAUCUCAAUAAAGGUCAAACAUACGCUAUAACUAUCACUGACUUAAAGCCUCACCCAUUAACCCAGGGAAUAAUCAAAUAUCGGACCUCGAUCCGCGUCUCUUUCGAAGAGCGGGAACACGUAUCAAAGCCUUCUGCUUAUUGGGCUUUGUGGAAACAGAAUCGGGGCCAUGAAGCUCAUCGAGAAUUCGGCAAUUUAUAUGCGGUCGAGUUUGUGGAUCCAAAAGAAGAUGAAGACCAACUCUACUCCAUCGAGCUAGAAAAGGUUGACCUCGACGGAUUCGUUGUUACAUGGUACGCGGAUGCAAGUACUGGAAGAUUUGACUGCACUAUGGGCGUCCGAUUCCACUUCCUGUCAACGGAUUUCAGCCACUCCAAGGGCGUGAAAGGGUCUCCUCUCCGUCUAUGCGCCAAAACUGAGACUGAGGCUCCAGACACAGCCGAGCUGAGUUUUUGCAAAGUGAAACUAUUCCGUGAUCAUGGGGCCGAGCGUAGAAUGUUCAAUGACGUUUCUCAGCUCAAGCGAGCAAUUGAAAAGCGCAAGGCAGACUUUGACAAAGCCGAAAGUGGAAGUGACAGCCUUGGAAAACGGAAACGGGGUAGUAUCUCGGCCGUUGAUGAGAGCGAGAGAGAUAUUACAGGAAAAUGGAAGGCUCAACUUCAAAUCAGUCGGGAUGCGGAACUGGCGAAGAUGAAAAGCAUCUUCUAUUCUAAUCAUCCUGUGAGCCAUUUCGGUCUUCCUGGGGAGGCGAAAGAUGAUCCGGAUUUAUUCCCGAUUCAUAUGGUCGAUGAGGUGCAACCGCCUAUCAAAAUUGACCAGCGAACUCUGCCAACUCCAAGCUUGACCUCAAAAUCGACCAGUGUUUCGAGCAAUCGGUCAGCUGGUUUGAUGGAGCGCCAGCAAAUUGGAAGCAGUGACUCGUCAGUUGGAUCUGGUCAUUCUGGGAGUCCCUCUGAGCACGCAACGACAGCACAAAGUAGCCCCGUUCCCGUUCCAGGGAUGUCUUCCGAAAAUGCCGAAAAGUCCGAUGCACCGGGCGUGAAUCACCUGCAAAUACCAUCGUCAAAAUGUAUAUAUAUCCGUUUUCGACAGGACGAUAUACGCCUGGAUGAUUACCACACUGCGGUAUAUCUCCUAGAGCUGACAGUGCAUGAGAUGAUUGUCAAAAUCGCUCAGAAACGCCACUUCGAUCGUGAUCAUGGCGUUAAUCUGUUUUGGGUUAAAUCAGACGGUAUGAAGAUACUCGUUGAUGAUGAUGUGGUUCAGCGGAUUCCAGAUGGCCAGAACAUGACUGCUGAAGUGCUUGAGCCCGGAGCUACCAAUAGCGGUUUAGAACCUGCAGCCGUUGAGGUCAAAUUGUACUUCUGA